Molecule: messenger RNA, 786 nt
Organism: Setaria italica (foxtail millet)
Lineage: Eukaryota; Viridiplantae; Streptophyta; Magnoliopsida; Poales; Poaceae
Exons: 1
Coding region: 1-786 (261 amino acids)
Source: RefSeq, a predicted model, not a curated record
AUGGUGCUAUCUCUGGAUCUCUCACGACAAUGGCCAAUUCAUCACUUGGAUGUCAAGAAUGCUUUCCUGCAUGGGACUUUGUCUGAAACUUUGUAUUGCACUCAACCCUCUGGUUUUGAGGAUCCAGCUCGUCCAGGUGUUGUUUGCAGGCUCAACAAGUCCCUCUAUGGCCUGAAGCAGGCUCCGCGCACUUGGAACAGUAGGUUUGCUUCCUACUUGUUGUCACUUGGAUUUCAUGAGGCCAAGUCGGAUACUUCGCUGUUCAUCUAUCACCGUGACGCCGACGUCGUCUAUCUCCUGCUCUAUGUUGAUGAUAUUGUCCUCACUAUAUCUACUCCCAGUCUUCUUCAGCGCACUAUUGCAGCCUUGCAGCGAGAGUUUUCUAUGUCAGGUUUGGGUAAUCUUCAUCACUUCCUGGGAGUUCAUGUUCGGCACACCGCCCGCGGCCUGUUCUUGUCGCAGCAACAGUAUACUCUUAUCAUUCUGAAGCGCGCCAAUAUGUCUGAUUGCAAGACCUGUGCCACACCAGUCGACACCUGUGCCAAGCUCUCUGCUGAUGCUGGUGCGCUGCAGUACUUGACUUUCACUAGACCAGAUAUCGCUUAUGCCGUUCAGGAGAUCUAUUUGUAUAUGCAUGAUCCCUUGGAACAUCACUUGGUCGCUCUCAAGCACAUCCUACGCUACCUUCAUGGCACUGCUACUCUGGGUCUUCAGAUUCGGCCAUCGUCGUCCUCCGAGCUUGUGGUCUACUCCGAUGCCGACUGGGCAGGCUGUCCAGACACCUAA